Molecule: messenger RNA, 2097 nt
Organism: Pyricularia pennisetigena
Lineage: Eukaryota; Fungi; Ascomycota; Sordariomycetes; Magnaporthales; Pyriculariaceae
Exons: 1
Coding region: 1-2097 (698 amino acids)
Biological process (GO): protein deubiquitination
Cellular component (GO): cytosol; nucleus
Molecular function (GO): cysteine-type endopeptidase activity; cysteine-type deubiquitinase activity
Source: RefSeq, a predicted model, not a curated record
AUGCCCGAGAAAUCUCUCCAGGUAGCGACCUACGCCGCCGGCGCGUCGCUCGCCGCCAUAACGCUCAUCUACGUGUUCGCCCCGACAUACCUCCUCGACAGCGAGAACGCGGCGCGGUCCGGCAGCUCGCGCAAGCGCGGCGUCGUCGGCCUGUCCAACCCGGCCAACGACUGCUUCAUCAACAGCAUCCUCCAGGCGCUCGCGGGACUGGGCGAUCUGCGCGUCUACCUGAUCCGGGAGACGCACCGCCGGUCUCUGGGCGAAGAUGACGACGCCGCCAAUAGUAGCGAGACGACAUCGAACCGCCAUGACGCAACCUCCCCCUCGUCCGCAAAAUCGAUAUACAGAGUCGCGGUGCCGCACGGCGGGCUGCCCGAGUGGAAGAUACUAGGUCUACAGGGCGGCGUGGUCACGGCUGGUCUGAAGCGGAUUCUGGACCAGCUCAACGAGCGGCCAAUCGCCAAGAAGACGGCGUCGGCGCUGCCGUUCGUCAGGGACCUCGAGGGCGCUUUCAGGCAGCGCAUCAGCCGCCAGCAGCAGGAUGCCCAGGAGUUCCUGCAGGUCGUGGCGGAGCGUUUAUGUGACGAGUAUCAUGCCGGGCGGAGGGCAAGGCGCGCUGCUAAACGGAGGGAGGGUGGACUCGAGGGGGAUGGACGGGGGAUCGACCGGAGGAUAGAGAACUCUGCUGCUGUUGCGCCGACGGCAGCAGGCGCAGGGUCCAGCGGUACAGAUUCGGAAGAUCUUGGCGCAAUACAAACUAUUGCCAAGGGCGCUCAAGCCGAGGAUGACGACGAGGAUGAAGAAGGCUUCCCGAUGGAGGGCAAGUUCGAGUCGCAAAUCGAAUGCCUCACAUGCGGAUUCAAGCCACGCCCCAAGGAGGACACGUUUUGCACACUCACACUCAACGUGCCGCAGGUGUCCUCGACGACGCUCAACGCCUGCUUCGACGGCAUGUUCAAAACUGAGUAUAUUGAAGACUUCAAGUGCGAAAAGUGUCGCCUCGUGCAUGCCAAGGGCGUGUACGAGGUGGAGCUGUCCCGUCUGCCGGCCCAGGACACGGCACAGGCCGCGGCUAAGCGCCGGGCCAUCGAGCAGCUCCAGCAGGCCAUUGAGACGGACCCGGAGCGCACUCCAGAGGGGGUCCCACUGCCCGACGCGCGCUACGCCCCGAAGCGGCGCAUAGCGCGCCACAUCCGCAUGACGUCGUUCCCCAAGAUCCUGGCCGUGCACCUGUCGCGCUCCAUCUACGAGAGGAGCCAGUCGCAAAAGAAUUCGGCAAAGGUGGCGUUCCCGGAACGCCUCCCGCUGGGCGGCCUGCUGCACCGCCGCAAGUACAAACUCCUGGGCGUCGUGGCCCAUAAGGGCUCCCACCACUCUGGCCACUACGAGAGCUUCCGCCGCCAGAACCUGUACGCCCCCUACAGCACACCCAACGCCUUUGCCGGCGCGGGCGUCUACGGCAAGGGCGUUGGCGCCGCUGCCGGCAGCGUCGCCGCCACUCCGGCCACCCAGACGCCGCGCCUCGGCCCGCUGCAGAAAGGUGACGGCGCCAGCAGCAGCAGUCCCGCCGUCAGUACGCCGGAUCUGUCGCUCGGUGGUGGCACCGGGGCGGGGACGCCGGCCACGACGCCGAGCAACUCGUCGUCGGCCGACGAUGCGGGCGGUGGUGGCGGCGACAGCCCGACCACGCCGGCGCGGCCGUCGUCGAGCACCAGCAGGCUCGCGUCGCUGUCCCUGUCGCCGCGCAGGGAAAAGGACAAAGACAAGGACACGGACUCGUCCAGCCUCAGGUCAGUCGCGCGCUCGACGCUCUCCCGGAUGGCGGGGAGCAGCAGCCGAAGCGGGAGCAAGCGCCGAGGCACAGUAGGCGAGGAUCAGCAGCAGCAACCAAGUAGUGGCGGCACCAGCAAGCCUUCGGCACUCAGCUCCUCGUCCCCUCUGGCCAAGGCCAGCAGCAGGAGGAAGAAGGCCAAGAACCAGGACAACAUGUGGUGGCGGCUUAGCGACGAAAAGGUCAAGGAGGCCACGACAAAGGACGUCCUGGGCAUGCAGCGCGAGGUUUACCUGCUGUUCUAUGAGAUGGAGAAGGAAGACUAG